AUGCCGUCGCAUCCGCAACCGGCUCAGCCGCCCUUCAAUCAGAGUCUCUCGCACAGCGCUUCACCCCAAGAUCACGCCAUCUCGUCGCCAGGCGUCAAGAUAGAGCCUGUCCACGAUGGCACGCUUUCAUUGCUAGCCUCUCACCAGCGUUUUGGCACGGGCAGCCAAUCACCCUUGUCAGCUUAUGCGUCAGCUGAUCAGCCUGGCUCUGGCUAUCAGUCGAGCAGCGCGCAGUCAGCUUCGGGUGAUCUGAAAAACGAAGACAGCCUCGCCUCCACGUCGACCGCUGGCUCGCGCAGACCUUCGUCCCUUGCUCGAAAAGCAUCGGAAGGUCACCGAAGUCAGAAGCAUCGAUGGUCUGCCGAAGAGACGCAGGCACUCGUCGACGGAUGCAACAAGCAUGGCGUGGGAAGCUGGAAAAAGAUUCUCUCGGAUCCAGAGCUCUCGGCGCUCUUCUCGGACAGGACAGCAGGUGAUCUCAAGGAUCGUUUCCGAACCUACUUUCCUGAUGCCUAUCACGAAAUGUAUCCCAAUGCAAAGACGCAUCUCAGCAAAGCCGUUCGAGGUCGAGACGCCGAGGGCAAAAGCAUCUUUGAAAAGGGCAAGGCCAAAGAGCGCCGCCCUUUCUCUUUUGACGAGGACGCCGCCCUCCGUACAGGCUAUCAGCAGUACGGCUCGCACUGGGCACUCAUCGCAAAGAACCCCAUCUUCAAUGGUCAGAGACGAGCCAUUGACCUCCGCGAUCGCUUUCGCAACGCUUUCCCAGACGACUAUGAACGUGCUGGCUUCAAACCACGUCCAUCCAAGGCACGCAAGGAUCGCGGACCCAGUGCAGCCAAACCAGGUCAAGGUCAUGCAGCCUGCUCUGCUGCAUUCCAAGCUACGCUAUCGGACAACAGCCUUUCCGAAGGCGCAUGGCGUAGCUCCGAGUACCCUCUCAGCGACACCACCAGUGAUGGUCAUCUCACCGAUCACGGAAACCUCACCGACUAUAGCUACUUCACCGACCAGGGCAAUCUCACCGACGGUGGUGUCGAGCCGGUCUUGUCUGGCCCCUCCAGCGGUACUAGCAGCGCGCUCGGCCGCUCCAACUCGAUGGGUCACAGCAUGCCGCGCCACUUGCCGGCACACAUAGCUCAGGGCGAACAUCUCAGCUUUGGUCAAGCCCUCGCCAUACAGCAACAGCAGCCGCACCCACCUAUGCACCCGAGACCGCCUUUCUUGUCGUCCAGCACUGCACCUCUUCCCACUUCAGGCAUCCCACUUCGUGCAUCUGAUAUGGUCACGGGCCAGUCUAUCCACAGCCUCUUUGAACAGCUUCAACAGGCCAGUCUCGAGGGCCCGGGUACCAGCUCAGAGACAAGCAGCAUCCACGAACGAGCCACGCCACCCAGCGCUAGCGACAGUGACAUCACCAAUCAGCAGCAAUUCCAGCAACUCCACCAGCAGCAGCCGCUCUCUGCCCAUGCCAAGGCUGCAUCCGCCGACGAUGCUCGAAGACAAGCCGGUAAACACGCCAGUCACGACGGCACCCAGCACAAGAGGAGGAGUCACGCAUCACGCGCCGGUAAAAACUCGGCACUUGAGCGUCUGCCUUCGGUCCACGGUCAUCUCCACCACAUGCACACCCAUGCGCACAACUCAGCGCAUUCAAAUCCUCACUCUAGACCACACUCAGAAUCGUCGAGUCAUCAUGACUCGCCAGCGGGCGGUGCUGUGCCCGUCCAGACAGACGCUCGACUCUCGCCCUUGGGUCAUACCGAGUACCCUGUUCAGCCUGAUGUGCUAGCGUGGCUGAACCCUGCUGGCAACAUGCUGCCUCCCAGCGCAACAAUGGACAUUCAUGAUCACCAAACUGCUGGUCAAGUACCUUCAUCGUGGUCCGCCUACAGCUCAAGUGCGGGCGACGCCUCUGUUGCCGGUCUAUCCACAUCAGCUUCUGGCAAUUUCCUUGCGAAUCAACGGCCCAUGUUCGGAACGGGCUUCAACUUUUCCCACCAGUCCGGGUUCACAUCACCAACUAAUCCAGGUCCUGCCGCAGUGAUGAUCCCCGGAAUAGCAAGUGCCUCGGACUCCUCUGCAUCUUCAGCUACAGGCUCUCGCAGGUCGUCGGCCGCCGAUGACCCGUUCGCCGAGCUGCAGCAGUUUCAACAAGUUAAUGCCAAGUCGUCUGGAGCUGGGCAAACUAACCACGCUGGCAAUCUUGGGGCUGACUCGAUGCAGAACUUUGCUGAUCAGUUCUCCAAUUCUCCCGGCGAUGCCGCGCAGUGGAACGUCGACUGGGAUCUAGGCAACAUCUCGGACUCUGGGCUUCAAUCGGAGGACGUCAAUGAGCUGCUCGCCUCUUUGCCGCUCUCACAUUCCCCUUGGGCCGGCGAUCUCCAUCAUGCACCCACCGCUACCGGCACCGAUGUUGCCAGUGGACAGAGUACCGCUUUCAUGGGUGCUAACGAGGCACAUAUACCACCAACCCAACUUCAUCAGCUCGAGACGAACAGCAAUCUGUCAGGGAACAACGCAUUCGCCGGACCAGGACCGACUGCAGACGAUGUCGUUCUCGGUCAGAUGAACACUCUUGACGGUCUCGCUCAGCCGCAGCAAUCUCAGGGCCAGCGCCUGCCGAGCAGCAAUCAAGUGGGCAAUGCCUCGAAUACCGAUGGCAGCGUGUCAUUUGCCAGCGUGACCUACGGUGAUCCGCUCGUUCGCGAAGGUAGAGAAGGUUCACCCGACUCGCUUGAGCUGCAACGCGAGCAGACAUUCACCGCCAAGGAUGUCGGCAAACGGCUCGCACGCGAUGGGCCCGACAACGACAAGGACGUAGAAGAGUCUGACGACGAUCAACGUCGUCGUUCCACCGAUACGCUGCGUCACGCUGAAGGUGCACUCGACUUGGCGCUCGAAUCGGUUGAAGACACACGUGCUUUGGCCUUUGCGCAACAGUUUCAGCGCGAUGUAGAUUCGGACGAUGACUCGGACGAGGAAGCGGAUGAGGAUGGAUACGAAGAGGACGAAGAGGACGACAAUGAGCCCGACUAUGAGCUCGAUGGAACUGUGCAGGAUUUCAACUUUCAGCAGGUGUUGGACGAAUUGCAAAGCACCGAAGGGAUCUCGGGCGAAUUCUUCGAUGGGCCGUUUGACGGCGGCAUCGGUGCAACACCUGGUGCCCCUGUUCAGCCGGGUCUCGAAGCCAACGAUCUGUCUCUAUACCCCGACUUGGGCAGGUCAGUUGUCAGUCGCCAGCAGCAUUUGGCGGCGCAGGCGUCGAACAGUUCACCAAUCGACGGCGUUCGGGGACAUGCAGGUGGCGCUGCUGCUGCUGCGGGACUGAUGAACCAGGUCUGGAAUGGUGGAAUGCCGGUGGAUCAGCAGCGGCAGCAGCAUUAG
Mycosarcoma maydis (corn smut) is the source of this 3384-nucleotide messenger RNA. RefSeq lists its product as uncharacterized. Gene Ontology annotation, molecular function: double-stranded telomeric DNA binding. The transcript has a single exon. Lineage: Eukaryota; Fungi; Basidiomycota; Ustilaginomycetes; Ustilaginales. The record is from RefSeq and is a predicted model, not a curated record. The coding region runs from base 1 to 3384 and encodes 1127 amino acids.